UUUGAAAGAUGUUGAAUCAGUUCUGAAAUCUUCAGUUCAACAAUAUCCUUAUGACAUGAGAAAAAUUUAUACAUUUUGGCCAAAUUUAUUACGAAUGAUGAUGUUAUUGAUUGUUAUCCAGUAUCAACCUGCAGGUUUUCUAAAUGUUCAAUAUCAUUUUAACGUUGAAGAAACAUGUAAUGUUGAACUAUGGGAUACUGAUUUUUACCCUGAAAGUCAUGAUUACAUAAUACCA
Molecule: messenger RNA, 235 nt
Organism: Funneliformis geosporum
Lineage: Eukaryota; Fungi; Glomeromycota; Glomeromycetes; Glomerales; Glomeraceae
Source: the annotation of a GenBank genome assembly